AGGCCAUUGUAGCGAGGCGACAAAGUUGUGGGCUUAUUUGAAGGAGAGGAAGAAGAGAGAGAGAGAGAGUUCGAGAUCGGAUCUAAUCGGCGACCUUCUUCAUCUUCAUCAUCGAACCCAGAAAAGAUGUCGUCAACUUUCAGUGGCGAUGAAACGGCACCUUUCUUCGGCUUCCUCGGCGCCGCUGCGGCCCUCGUCUUCUCCUGUAUGGGAGCUGCUUAUGGAACGGCGAAGAGCGGGGUGGGAGUUGCGUCUAUGGGAGUAAUGAGGCCUGAACUGGUGAUGAAGUCUAUUGUUCCGGUGGUCAUGGCUGGAGUUUUGGGUAUUUAUGGUCUUAUUAUUGCUGUGAUUAUUAGUACAGGGAUUAACCCCAAGGCCAAAUCUUAUUACCUUUUCGAUGGCUACGCGCAUCUCUCCUCUGGGCUUGCUUGUGGCCUUGCUGGUCUGUCCGCUGGCAUGGCUAUCGGGAUCGUCGGCGAUGCUGGUGUUAGAGCCAAUGCCCAGCAGCCCAAGCUUUUCGUUGGGAUGAUUCUUAUUCUAAUUUUUGCUGAAGCACUGGCACUGUAUGGACUCAUCGUCGGCAUUAUUCUGUCUUCCCGAGCUGGUCAGUCGAGAGCUGAUUAAGUGGAGUUUGUGUAGUGUAUGUCCUCUUUUUUUGUCCAUCCAGAAUUGAUUUUGUACUCGUAAAUGGGUUGUUGUUAUGAUUUUUAAGCCUACUCUCCCAAAUGUUCUUGUGAGGUGUGAUUGCUUGCUGUACCUCACGGACCCUGUAGUAGCGUAGCUAAUAUGGAUUUGGGGAUUAAUUAUUCUUCUCAAUAAAAAAAUUAAACUCUGUUGCAUCAA
Molecule: messenger RNA, 843 nt
Organism: Cucurbita maxima (winter squash)
Lineage: Eukaryota; Viridiplantae; Streptophyta; Magnoliopsida; Cucurbitales; Cucurbitaceae
Product: V-type proton ATPase 16 kDa proteolipid subunit
Exons: 3
Coding region: 127-624 (165 amino acids)
Biological process (GO): proton transmembrane transport
Cellular component (GO): proton-transporting V-type ATPase, V0 domain
Molecular function (GO): proton-transporting ATPase activity, rotational mechanism
Source: RefSeq, a predicted model, not a curated record